Messenger RNA from Aspergillus alliaceus, 519 nucleotides. RefSeq lists its product as uncharacterized. The transcript is spliced from 2 exons. Lineage: Eukaryota; Fungi; Ascomycota; Eurotiomycetes; Eurotiales; Aspergillaceae. The record is from RefSeq and is a predicted model, not a curated record. Bases 1 to 519 code for a protein of 172 amino acids.
AUGGAUGAUGACUCUAUCCGCAACCGUGCGGCUCUAGUUCAACUCCAUACUGAAUACCAAAAUAUCAUUCAGGCAGGUCAUGAACAAAGCCUUACCAGAAGAGGAAGGGGUUAUGCAUCCCUAAUAAUCGAUAAUUUACUUGAAGAGAUCCACCAUGAUUGGGCCUCAAGUGAUGAACAACAGAGAUCAAAGCUACGUGCCCUGUUUCACAACCGGAAACGGUUUGGAAAACGAUGGACAUUACUUACACAACACUUGGGUUCUGGAAUACUGUUUCUUUGCUCACAUAAACUAGAAAGUAUGGUUAAGGACACAGCUGUCACUGUUCAAUGUCUUGGACAGGUUAGCAACUCCAUUGCCAACUCUUCUCAGGAUAUUAUUAAACUCCUUCACCUACUUGACCCCCUUGCAAACAGCUUGGUUCAAAACAAUAAUUACUGUAGACACAACAUAAACAUAAUCCUUGACUAUCUUCAGAAAGGUCAAAGAAACAGUGGUUCUGAGGAUCUCCAUUCUUGA